ACUUGGAGACAAAAAAAUCUUUUCAUCCCCGUAACUCAUUGUGCCGAACAUUUACGGAAAGUUUCGUCAAGAUCGGAUGUACGGUGCCGGAGAUAAUUUCUGAGGGGGGGCCCUUAAUAGACAAUUUUGUCUUAUCGAUUAAGUUUAGACAAUAGUGACAUUGACAAUGAAUGAAGUCAUCGGCUAUCGAUGAUUCUGAAUUUCGAAUCAAUGUUUGUUUACGGAAAACAAGUAGAAAGUACAAGUUUUGAGAAAAAUUAUCUCUCUAUUUUUCUUGAAUCAGACCAUUGAUAAGGCUAGAAAAGUCAGAACUUUUGUUUUCUUAGAUUUAAGAUAUUUGGAAAGUUUUCAAAAAACCAUCUCAGUUUGUUAGAUUCUGCGCUCAAAAAUAGAAAAACAGAAGCUCUUUUUCUGUUUUGAAUCAAAUGCUAUUUAAAAACUGGUCGAGUUCAUUGGGUUUUUUUUGACGAGCAAGUUCAGAUCACUAAAGGAAAAAGAGAGGAAGAAUCUUUUAGCUUCAACUGCGAAUUGAUUGUUGUAUUUCAAUCUUUGUAUUCGUGGAGUCAUGUCAUUUGUUUUUGUUUUUAUAUGUUUUAGCUCGAAGGCAACGAAAAUGAAAUUAAAAGUUUUAUGAAUUUUAUAUUCAAAGGUGUAUUUAUUCAUCGAUACAGAGACGUUGUACCUGAUAUACGUUGUUUAUGUAUGAGUGAACUUGGAGAAUGGAUGAAAAAUUAUCCAAUGGUAUUUCUUGAUGAUAUUUAUCUAAAAUACAUUGGUUGGACAUUAUAUGAUAAAGUUGGUGAUUGUCGUUUACGAUGUCUACUCGCGUUAAUUCCUCUAUUUUCAACAACUGAUCUCGUUGGAAAAUUAGAAUUAUUCACAAAUCGUUUCAAAGAUCGUAUUGUUCAAAUGACAGUUGAUUGUGAAUAUGAAGUUGCUGUACAAGCAAUUAAAUUAUUAACAGCCAUCUUAAAAUUUAAUGAACGUAUAUUAGAAGAUAAAGAUUGUGAAAAUAUUUAUGAAUUAGUUUAUCAUUCACAUCGACAAGUGGCACAAGCAGCUGGUGAAUUUUUAAAUCAAAAAUUAUUUCAUAAAGCUGAAAUACCAUUAUCAUCUUCAACACAGACGAAAAAACGAAGCCAAAAUACAUCGUUUAUGCAUUUACUUGUGCAAUUUUUCAUUGAAAGUGAACUUCAUGAACAUGCAACUUAUCUUGUUGAUUCUAUGUGGGAUUUACAUCCAAUGAUGAAAGAUUGGGAAUGUAUGACAGAUAUUUUACUUGAAGAACCAGACCAAGAUGAUGAACCGCUUGAUGAUCAGCAUGAAAAUUGUCUUAUUGAAAUACUGGUUUGCUGUGUUAAAGAAGCUGCCACUGGAGAAUAUCCAAUUGGACGUGGACAACCGAACAGAAAGCUCAAUAUGAAAGAACAAAAACAAAAGGAAGAUGACAAAAAAAUAUUAACGGAACAUUUUAUUGGUACAUUACCACCUUUAUUAAAUAAAUAUAUAGCUGAUGGUGAUAAACUAUUAAAUUUAUUACAAAUACCGUUACAUUUCAAUUAUGAAACAUAUACAACAACACGACGUGAACGUGAUUUAGAUACAUAUUUAGGUGCAUUAAAUGACAUUGUUCAACGGCAUACAACUGCUGAAAUUUUUGAUGCAGUAUCAAAAUGUUUUGAAUGUGUUUGUGAUGUUAUUUUUACACUAUCAAAUCGGGCUAUUGCCUAUCGUGGUAAUAUUACGGACAAAAUUGUGGCUAAUUUUAUUGCAGCUAUGAAUAUUUUUGAAGAUAUGGAUGAAGCUGAUGAAGAUGAUUUAUAUCCAUUAUUAUUAAAUUUGAGAAAACUAGAUGCAUUUCAUCAAUGUCACGAUUUGGGCGCUACUGAUCUUUGGGAUAAAAUUCAUUUAUUAUUUAAGGCAGCUAUUGACAAUGAAGAUAUGUCACCGGAGAUUGUUGAAAAAUGUUUUGGUGUAGCUAAUCGUACCAUUCUUUGGGGUCUUGUUCAUCUUGAAACACAAUUUGAUCGAGAUUUAUUAAAGAAAAUUGUUAAACGAAGUCGAAAAUUAUCUGGUUUAUGUCAGAAAUUAAUGUUACAUUCAAAUCAACAAAUAUGUCAAUAUGCCUAUUCAACAUUAUGCGAUUUAUUAAUUAGUUUAAGUCCACAUUUAAUUGAUAAAAAUGAUGAAUAUAAAUCACUUGUUUUGGAUAUUAAUGAAAAUUUAAUACAAACAUUAUUAACAUUUUUAAGUACCUAUGUAUUUAAUGUUGAUGAACCAAAAGAUCAAGAAGAACAAGUUAAAAUUGAAGCACUACAUAAAAAACGUAAUCUAUUAGCUGCUUAUUGUAAAUUAAUUGUACAUAAUGUAUUGCCAAUUCAAGCGUCAACAAAUAUAUUGAAAUAUUAUGUUAAAUAUAACAAUGAUUUUGGUGAUAUAAUUAAAAAUACAUUUACACGAGCACGUGAUAUAUCAAAGAUUCAUACAGCGAAAACUAUGGCACACAGUUUAAUAGCAGUAUAUUGUCUUACACAUCGUGAUCAACAACUUGCAUCUUUGCCAAAUGAUGAGGAACGAACUAUACCCGUUGAUUUAUCUCCAUUGCGAGAAUUGGCAAGACGAUUUAAUUUAUCAUUUGGUCUUGAUAUGGGAAAACAACGUGAAGCAUUAGCCGCUCUUCAUCGUGAAUGUAUCCGUUUUGGUGUAACACCAUUAACUGAUCCAAUUGAUUCAACCAUGCCCGGACCAAAUGUAUUAUUUUUAGAAUGUUUACCAGAAUUUACAUCGAAAUUAUUUAAACCAGAUAAAAAAGCAAUCUAUGAUUAUUUGGAAAAAUUGGUUAAUAAUGUUGUCAUUAGUGAUAGUGAUGCGUGGGAACCAUUAAUACAAUAUCGCCGUGUAUUAAUGGAUGAAGGAGUAGCGGGAGGACAUACUAAAGAUUCUCGAGCUCGUUCUAGCACAGCUGCAAGAGGACGAAAACGAGUUCAUGAAGUAUCUGCAAUAGAUGAACUUUCACGAAUUUAUUUUGCUAGUAUGGCAAGCGGAGGUGGUGCUGAUAUGAUCGAAUUUACAAUUAAGAGUAAUGUUGUUUCCAGUGAAGCAAUUCGCCGAUUUAAACGAUCAAUGCCCGUUCAUGAACUGCGAAAUCAACUUGAACUAAUAACUGGUGCACAAGCAAGUACAAUGAAAAUUCAUGUGAAAGAUGAGCGUGGCACAGAAUUAUUUGAUUUGAAUGAUGAUUCACGUACAUUAGGUUCAUACGAUGUACACCCAAAAAUGGUAUUAUCGGUUGAAGACACAAAUGAUAAUAGUAGUCAUUUGUUUGAUGAUACUUCAAGUGUACCAAAAUAUGAGUUAUCUCAAGAAGAGUAUGCGUCGAGACAGGGUACAGCAAGACAAUUUUUACAAGAAAAUAAAAUUGGACGAUUCAAUCCAGAAGCAGAAAGACAAAAGGAAGAAAAAGAGAAGCAAAAAGAAGAAAAUGAAAAACGUCUAGCGACUAAAAUAAAAAUAUCGGAUAGAUGUGAAGUAGCUGUGGUAAACCAACCAACAAAACGAGGAACAGUUAUGUAUAUAGGAGAAGUUCAUUUUAAACCCGGUGUAUGGAUAGGUAUAAAGUAUGAUGAACCGCUUGGAAAGAAUGAUGGCAGUGUUGAUGGAAAAGUUUAUUUUCAAUGUCAAAAUAAAUAUGGUGCAUUUGUUCGACCGAGUUCUGUUAAAGUUGGAGAUUUUCCUGAAAUUGAUUUGGAAGAACUUUAA
Didymodactylos carnosus is the source of this 3759-nucleotide messenger RNA. NCBI's taxonomy places the organism in Eukaryota, Metazoa, Rotifera, Eurotatoria, Philodinida, Philodinidae. The record is from the annotation of a GenBank genome assembly.